Messenger RNA from Botrytis fragariae, 258 nucleotides. RefSeq lists its product as uncharacterized. The record is from RefSeq and is a predicted model, not a curated record. The transcript has 2 exons. Lineage: Eukaryota; Fungi; Ascomycota; Leotiomycetes; Helotiales; Sclerotiniaceae. The coding region runs from base 1 to 258 and encodes 85 amino acids.
AUGUCUAUCAGGUGGACAUUGAAUCACGUUACAUCGGCCAUCAUCAACUUAGAGAGAAAAUACAACGCUGUACUAAAGAAACGCACACAUAAGUUGAGAGUUCAUCGCAUAAAACUACACCUACAAUACAAGCGAAACGACUCCCAGCUCUCCAACAUAUAUCCUACUACGCGAAAAAACCAACAAGCACCCACACGUCUCGCUGGCGCAGCGGUAGAAUUCAUCAUUCUCGAGAAUGUUGUCCGCCUUUCUACUUAG